AUGGUUAGUGUAGGAACACGCAGCAUACUGAGCCUAGCAUGGCUCAGUCUUCCAAUAUUUGCGAGGGCAUUCUCGAUGGAUCCAGAGGCCUCACCAUCCGCAAAUACCGAGCUCAUAUGUCCUACAGACAAUCAAGCUGAAUGUUACCCUCGAAUCUUUCAACCAACGAGAGACUUCCAACUCAUCAAGCCUGGACAAGAUAUUCCACCAGGCCUUCACGUUCGGCUAAAUAUAUCUUCUGGCUUGAAAGAAGCUCGCCUGAAUAUUCCAAUGGAAGGUGAUGAUGUUACGCUGGAUCUUGAUAUACCUACAGAACAAGCCAUGGUCGUCAUUGAAGGUGCCGAAGUUGAAACCUCGGAAGACCUGCAACCACCCUCAGACGCACCAGCGUACAGUGGCCAUGGGAAGAUACAGCCCCCACCGCCCUCAUCAUCUGACUUUGAAUCAUUCCGAACUUCUCUUGCAUCAUUGAAAGAGCAAGAUAUUUCCCUCGAUUCAGCCCUGGUUUCACUUUCGGAAUUGUCACACGACAUUUAUUACGGAUCUGAACUUAUGGCCGACGAGGAGGCAGUUUCUGCCCUAAUAUGUCUCAUGGCCAUGGAAUCCUCGGGGCCUGGAGAUGAAAAUGACCAUUCAGCCUCCGCCGCUCUCUCCGGUUCUCUACAAAACAAUCCUACUGCCAUCAGCUCCCUCUCCCUGUUUCACGAUAUCGUUAUGAAACCUACUUGUCCUUUCCUUCGUGAAAAUGGAUUAAGUCUCAUUCCUGCACUCCAGAAAAAGCUGUCAGCCUCCACAACAUCACCUUCAUCUCUCAAAUCUCAAAUUUCAGCUCUUAGUGGCCUCUUGAAAUCGCCAGAAAUCCAAAAGUCUUUCCUUGAGCAAGAUGGUACUUCAUACCUACAGUCCGUCUUCUUGAAGUCUGGAUCUCAAUAUGACGUCGUUCGAAAACGUAUCGUACAGCUUUUGAUGGACAACUUCCUAGAUGAUAGCAUGGGGGCGCGGAUAGGAGUUUGGCCGAAGGUAGAUGUCAUCCAGAAGGGGGAGAAGGAUUGCAAUGGCGACGUUAUCAAUGAUGAAUGUUGGGCUUGCAUUGAGCGCAACCAGCAAAAUGCGUGCAGAGCUCCCGGUGAGGCAGUUGACAUUUACACUCAAAUUUCUGCCAAAAUGUUGUUCUUCAGCUUCUUUAAAACCUUGGUGGAUCACGAAGUUACAGUCGAGCUCAAGAAUGAUAUCCAGAUCAAAGGCAUAUUAAAAUCGGUAGAUCAAUACCUAAACAUCAAGCUGGAUGAUAUACAAGUGGUAGAGGAGCUGAAAUACCCACAUCUGUCAUCGGUCAAGAAUGUUUUCAUAAGAGGAAGUGUCGUCAGAUAUGUACAUCUUCCUGGCGGCGUAAUUGACACAGCACUUCUGGAAGAUGCUACUAGGAGAGAGGCUGCGCAACAGGCGACUAAAGGAAAAUGA
Messenger RNA from Botrytis fragariae, 1461 nucleotides. RefSeq names its product putative nucleotide exchange factor sil1 protein. Gene Ontology annotation, biological process: mRNA splicing, via spliceosome. Lineage: Eukaryota; Fungi; Ascomycota; Leotiomycetes; Helotiales; Sclerotiniaceae. The transcript has 7 exons. Gene Ontology annotation, cellular component: precatalytic spliceosome; U4/U6 x U5 tri-snRNP complex; endoplasmic reticulum. Bases 1 to 1461 code for a protein of 486 amino acids. The record is from RefSeq and is a predicted model, not a curated record. Gene Ontology annotation, molecular function: RNA binding; adenyl-nucleotide exchange factor activity.